This is a messenger RNA of Styela clava, 1886 nucleotides long. Its product is annotated as bile acid-CoA:amino acid N-acyltransferase-like. Gene Ontology annotation, biological process: fatty acid metabolic process; acyl-CoA metabolic process. The record is from RefSeq and is a predicted model, not a curated record. NCBI's taxonomy places the organism in Eukaryota, Metazoa, Chordata, Ascidiacea, Stolidobranchia, Styelidae. Gene Ontology annotation, molecular function: fatty acyl-CoA hydrolase activity.
UAUUGCUUUAACUUAACUGAAUAUGAGUCAGCAUUCAACUGCUUUCACUUUACCACAUAAUGUCUGAUAAGAAGCCUAGAAUAUGUGUCAAUAAAGAUCUGUCACUUGCUGAUCAACAUAUUGCAAUUUCAAUAGAAGGACUGAAUGCAUUCCAGAGGGUGUCCCUGUAUGCUAAAAUAAUCCUUCCAAACGAAGCAGCUUUCGAGAGCAUAUCAAAUUAUAUAGCAGACAGUUCAGGCCGUAUCUGUCUGCAGUCGGAUAAAUCAUGUGGUGGAACAUACGAAGGAGUGUGGCCAAUGGGGCCGCUAAGCUCAAUGGUACCAUCAAGCACUAAUGAGCGAAAGUAUGAGCGGUUUUUAAUCAAGGACCCAAUGCAACCAUUCACAGUACACCUACAAGUUUAUGAUACUUUCAUAUCAGAGGUAGACAGUGUUCCCCGAAUGAAACACAAACUUUUAACUCAACAUGACAUUAUCAGAACAUAUGCUGCACCUGGUGUCUCCGAAAUAGAAAUAUGGGAGGGAAGAAUCAGAGGAACGCUAUACAUUCCAUGUGGAAGCGGAAAAUUUCCAGGUGUGAUUAGUAUGAGUGGUGGAUAUCCAGGUGCCAUGAAACAUAAAGCAGCACUUCUUGCUUCACGUGGAUUUGUUGCAUUGGCUUUAAAAUUUUUUGGGGCUGAUGAUUUACCUGGAAACUUUCAACAACUAGACUUGGGAUACUUCGUAGAAGCAGCAAAGUUUCUAAAAAAUCAUGAACGUGUUACUGCCAGUAAUGGUGUUGGUAUAAUUGCGAACUGUUCUGGAGCCAGUUUGGCACUUGCAACUGCUAGUUGUGCUCCCUAUGGUCUCAUAGGAUGUGUCGUCGCAAUAAGUGGUUGGAUUCACUGCUUUGGACAUUAUUGGUAUGAAGAUCAAAAGUGGAAUCCUUCUUCUUCAAUGAAGAAAAUAAAAAUGACAAUAGAAACAAAUUCAGAUGGUAUUGUUGAAUGGAGAUAUGACGUUGCCCCAAUAAUGUUCAAAGAAAUACCAGAGGAAGGCAGCCAUUUUGCUUUUUAUAAACGAUUACAUACAGCAUAUAUGUUUGUCUAUGGCGGAAAAGAUGGAUAUUUUCGUGACACUCCAGAAUUUGUUAAAAUGAAUAAAAACCUUCUGAUUUCUGCAAAACAUCCUGCUUAUAAAUUUUUAUUUUAUCAAGAUGCAGGGCAUUUGAUUGAGCAUGCGUUUUCCCCUCUUGCAAAAGUCGCUUGGACCUUUCAUGAACCUCAUUUGAAUGGCGGAGAACAACCCGGCCAUGGCUUAGCGCAGGAAGACUCUUGGCCAAAAAUUUUGCGAUUUGCUUAUGACAAUCUGACAACAAAUCAAAAUAAACUUUAGAGCCUUGAGUCAUGAUAAAACUGUUUAUCGUUCUUCUAUGCAUCACGCAUUCGUGGUCAAAAACCAUUAUUUUAUUCUGAGUGUCACCUUAUGGUAAUUUAACAUCGGCCAAUUUUAUUAAUUCGCAGUCUCAGAAAAGCAGGUUCAACAUGCUACUAAUCAUUGACCGUCAACAAUGUUACAUGUAUCUUGGAUAUUACAAAGGCUUUGCUAACCGUGUGAAAUUCAUUGUUUUUUAAAUUCCAUGAAUUUAAUAUUUCAUGAUACUGGUACAUUCUAGGAGCAUUUCGGGGAAAUAUAUAUAUAUUAUUCGUUUGUCAAUACGUUAUUUAUCUACAUUCUUUUUGUUAAAAGAUAUGUUACUAUUUAGUUUUCGCCCAAAAGAUAACUUAUCAUCGUUCACAUUAUUAUGAUAUAGCUAUGUGCUGCAGAAACGCUCGUUGAUGCAAAUUCUUCUCACCGUGCCUGCAACUUUUACUUAUUCCAAGACAAUAUAUAUGCAAUUGAUAAGAA